Epinephelus moara (kelp grouper) is the source of this 1487-nucleotide messenger RNA. Its product is annotated as keratin, type II cytoskeletal 8-like. Lineage: Eukaryota; Metazoa; Chordata; Actinopteri; Perciformes; Serranidae. The transcript is spliced from 12 exons. The record is from RefSeq and is a predicted model, not a curated record. Gene Ontology annotation, biological process: intermediate filament organization; keratinization. Gene Ontology annotation, molecular function: structural constituent of skin epidermis. Gene Ontology annotation, cellular component: keratin filament. The coding region runs from base 1 to 1440 and encodes 479 amino acids.
AUGAAGAGCAUAAUAACCUCCGGAGAGGGUGGACAGUCCGGCCGCGAAGGAGGAGGAGGAGGAGGAGGAGGAAGAGGAGGACGCUUUGGCAGGUGUGUUAGUGAGUCAUGGAUCGGGGGGAGUGGGGGGUUUGGGGGAAUAUCAAACACGUCAGUCCGUGGUCUUGCCAGUAGUAUUGCUGGUGGUACCUCUAGUGCUGGUGGUUUCAGAAGUGGUUUUGGUCCUGCCACAGGUUUUGCAGCGCAACAAAUCACAGCUGUAACAGCCAACCAGAGCCUACUGACCCCUCUGGAACUUACGAUCGACCCAAACAUCCAGACUGUCCGUACACAGGAGAAAGAGCAGAUCAAGACUCUCAACAACCGCUUCGCUUCGUUAAUUGACAACGUUCGCCUUCUGGAGCAGCAGAACAAAAUCCUGGAGACUAAGUGGAGCUUGAUGCAGAAGCAGACGGCCCACCCCUCCAACACUGAAGCCAUGUUCGAGGCUUACAUCAUGAACCUGCGCAGACAUCUGGACGGGCUCGGCAGGGAGAAAAUAAAGCUGGAUGGAGAGCUGCAGAACGUGCAGGGACAGGUGGAAGACCUCAAGACAAAGUAUGAAGAUGAAAUCGACAAGCGUGCCGCUGAGGAGAAUGAGUUUGUGCUCCUGAAGAAGGAUGUGGAUGCCCCCUACAUGAACAAGAGUGAGCUUGAAGCCAAGGUUGAUUCCCUCCAGGAUGAGAUGAACUUCCUCAGAGCUGUUUAUGAUGCAGAACUGCAGCACUUUCAACAACAGUUUAAGAACACUGAAGCCACUGUGAUAAUGGACAACAGCCGAAAACUGGACAUGGACGCCACUGUGGCUGAGGUCAAGGCUCAGUAUCAGGCCAUCGCGGACCGCAGCUGUGCUGAAAUUGAAUUAUGCUAUACGCAGAAGUUCGAGGAGAUGAAGACCAGUGCAGACCAGACCGGAGAUGACCUCCGCAGAUCUAAGCAAGAGAUUUCUGAACACACCCUCCUGAUCAGCCGCCUCCAGAAUGAGAUUGAGGCAAUUAAAGGACAGUGUGCCAACCUGGAAGUCCAGAUCACUGAGGCUGAUGAGCGCGGAGAGCUGUCUGUGAAAGAUGCCAAGGCCCGCAUACAGGACUUGGAGGUGGCCCUGCAGAAAGCCAAAGAGAGCAUGGCCCACCAGGUCUGCGAGUACCAGGAGCUCAUGAACCUCAAACUGGCUCUGGACAUUGAGAUUGCCACCUACAGGAAGCUUCUGGAGGGAGAGGAACUUAGACUUGAAGGUGGGGGAGGAGAGGCAACUGUCCGCAUAGAGUGUCAGCAGCAGCGUAGUGGCGGUUACGGUGGCUUUGGCAGCAUCACGGCCAGGAGCGGUGGCAGCAGCAACGCCUUUGGCGAGGCCACGUCAGCCACUAACGGGCCCUAUGACCGCAUCACAGUCACCUCCUGAAGAACAACCAGCAGCUCUAUCCUCACUUUCUAUAAACAGCAGUUGUC